This is a messenger RNA of Phycodurus eques (leafy seadragon), 5266 nucleotides long. RefSeq names its product nuclear receptor binding protein 2b (gene nrbp2b). The record is from RefSeq and is a predicted model, not a curated record. Gene Ontology annotation, molecular function: ATP binding; protein serine/threonine kinase activity. NCBI's taxonomy places the organism in Eukaryota, Metazoa, Chordata, Actinopteri, Syngnathiformes, Syngnathidae. Gene Ontology annotation, cellular component: endomembrane system; cytoplasm. Bases 1359 to 2879 code for a protein of 506 amino acids. The transcript has 18 exons. Gene Ontology annotation, biological process: endoplasmic reticulum to Golgi vesicle-mediated transport; intracellular signal transduction; protein phosphorylation.
GCGACACUAAGCUAGAGGUCAACGUCGUCAGCGCAUUCCAUGUUUGUGGACGGCAAGAAAACCAUGAGACCAAGGAUGCUGGUACACUGUGCUGCAUACGGUUGUGUAAAAUGUCGUACAAUUAUGACAUGGGAACUGGGAGUCCCUUUCACAUGUAAAGAUUUUUUUAAGUGUUUUUCCCCCAGAUUUUGUGUAUUCAUAGCAUACGCUUAGGCGUUGACAAAACAGUAACCCUCAUGAAAAUCGGUUGAGGAAUAUGCAAGGUAAGACUUAAUUUCACUGUGCGUGCAUUGCCUUCUAUAGGAACGUCGACCUCCCCAACAUGGCCGCUAUAUAAGCUACAUCAUAGCAACUUAUUCAUAUCUAUGGUUUUUAGCAUGUUCUCCUUUUUGGCUAAUUCAAGACCCGCUACGAUGAGGAGGGGGGGGGGGGGGGGUCAUAAGCAAAACAAAAUUAAAAAAUAAACUUCGCUAGAAGCCGUCAUCUUGUAAUCAUGGUCUCUUGGUCACAACUUCACAGCCAUUUUAUUAUUUUAAAGUUUUUGUAUACUUAAUUGUAAAACAUCAAGAGAACGUUUUUUUUUCAGCAGAUAUACAGUUAAUUUUUGCAUGGAAAAGUGUCUCUGGUGAUGGUUCGCGUACCCCCAACAGUGCCCAAAUUCUAAAAGCUAAAAAAAAAAAAAAAAACGAUGUUUGCUAACAGCAAAAUGGCGGCUACUCGUUUACGCGCCUUGAAAGUGACCGGAUAUUCGUCUUUUGCCUUUAAAGAGGUACCCGGAUGUUCACCUUCCGCCUCCAAGGAGUCGCAAGUUUUCCUGCCUCCUCCUCCCAGGUGCUGUUGAGCCUCCAACAUUUUGCUCGUGCUCUGCGUUAAACGCCAUUACGGUAAAUGUGCUCCAACUCGGCGAGGCUUUGAGCAACACAAGCGGCUCACACACGCCUGCACUCGGGAGGAUGACGCGGGACAUUAAUCCUCCUCCAUAAAAACCGGCGAGCCAUGCGACGACCGCCUCCGCGGGGAAGCUCUCCACGUCUACCCACCUCGCUCGGACCGUCCACGGGAAGCUAAGAAGGGAGUUUUACCCGAUUUAUUUCUUGGCUAGCGACCCUUCCAUCCAGUCUGGGCUUUUUUUUUUUUUUUUUGUUACCCACAAGGGGGGUGUGGCGUCUAUCCCAACCGGGAAGCCUGUUUCAAGCCUUUAUCAGCACCGACUGAGACAGCGACACGCCGGCCGAAGGAGAGCGUCGUCCGGCGGGUCUCAUCCCCGCGAAACAGGAGGCGGAGGAGGAGGGUGCCCUCCUGGUGGAGGAAGGGAAGGGGAGGGGGGCUGAAAUCUGGAAACACCAGACGGCGUGAAAAUGACGAUGUCCGUCCCGGAGAGGAAAUCGGGAUCCGAGGGGAAGGAGGAGGAGAGCGAGGAUGAGAGCGAGAUCCUGGAGGAAAGCCCCUGUGGACGAUGGCAGAAGCGCAAAGAACAGGUGAGCCAAGGCAAUGUGCCAGGCGUGGAAAGUGCCUCGCUGGCCAUGGACACGGAGGAAGGGGUGGAGGUGGUGUGGAACGAGGUGCUUUUCUCCGACAAGAAGGUCUUCAAAGCGCAGGAGGAGAAGAUCAAGGAGAUGUUUGAGAACCUGAUGCAGGUGGAGCACCCCAACAUCGUCAAGUUCCACAAGUAUUGGCUGGAUAUGAAGGAAAGUCAGGCUCGGGUAAUCUUCAUCACAGAAUACAUGUCGUCGGGCAGCCUCAAGCAGUUUCUCAAGAAAACCAAGAAGAACCACAAGACCAUGAAUGUGAAGGCCUGGAAACGAUGGUGCACGCAGAUCCUCUCAGCACUCAAUUAUCUGCACUCGUGCGAUCCGCCAAUCAUCCACGGCAACCUGACGUGUGACACCAUCUUCAUCCAGCACAACGGACUCAUCAAGAUCGGCUCAGUGUGGCAUCGGCUCUUUGUUAACGUAUUCCCGGAUGCCAACGUCCAGGGCAAAGGGAGGCAACAUCGCGACGAGCAGAGGAAUCUUCAUUUUUUUGCUCCGGAAUAUGGAACCGGCGAAGAUGAUUACGCCAUAGACAUUUUCUCUUUCGGCAUCUGCGCUCUGGAGAUGGCAGUGUUGGAGAUCCAGGCCAACGGCGAUGCUGCCGUUUCCAAGGAGGCCAUCGUCAACGCCGGCCAAUCCCUGGAAGACCCUCUCAUGAGAGAGUUCACACAGUCGUGUUUGCGCCCCGACGCAAAGCUCCGUCCGACCGCCCACGACCUCCUCUUCCACCGCGUCCUUUUCGAGGUGCACUCCCUCAAACUGCUGGCCGCCCACUGCCUCAUUAACAACCAGUACUUGCUUCCCGAGAACUGCGUGGAAGAGAGGACCAAGUCCUUCGACCCCAAUGCCGUCAUGGCAGAGAUCAAGCAUGAAGACAGGCUGGGAGUUCAGCUAAAGUACUCCCAUGUGUCCCCUUUGGAGCUGGACAAGUUUCUGGAGGACGUCAAGAAUGGGAUUUACCCAUUGAUGAACUUUGCCUCGUCCCGGCCCCAUCCCGUCCCUCGCGCCCUCUCCUUGUCGCAGGAGCAGGUGGAGACAGUCAAGACGCCCACGCCGGAACCCCAGGAGACGGAGAGCAGGAAGGUCAUUCAGAUUCACUGCAACUUGGAGUCGAAUGAAGAAGGGACCAAAACUCAUGUGAGUCACGUAGUACAUCAGAUGGACGACAAACUUCACCGGCAGCUUAGCUGUGACAUCCUCCCAACUGACACAUCCAAAGACCUUGCCAGCGAGCUUGUUCACUACGCCUUCAUAAAUGAGGAGGACAUCGAGAAGGUGGCCGGGUUCCUGGAAGACGCCAUGAAACGACACCGGGUUGGCGCUCUGCCCUCUGGGAGCACGCAGUGAGGGGACGGACGGGGGAGUCGCGGCAGCCCCAGGACGGAUGGCAGUUGGGGCCCAGAGGCCUUUGAGGGACCUUUUAUGGCAUCUUACAGCCGGAAACGGAGGGAGCAGGAGCCUCUUUGGAGUGAGAGGAACACUGAGGGAUGUUUAAAAAAACAAAAAAACAACAACAACAACAGAAGGCUCAACGGAGAAGUCACAGCAAACGGGGAAAGGCAACAGGAGGACCAGACGCUUCAUGGUUGUGUUCAGAUCCACUCCGUCCAAAGGGCUCGUUUGCCUUAACACGUGUUGGUUCCGUAGCGGAUGCCAUUAUCCCAGACAUUCGUUUUACCUGCAGCCAUCCUGUCAAACGAAUGUUUUACUCUGCAACGUUUUUGCACUCCAGCAUCCACCCCCGUCCGACCUUUUUUUGUACUCCAUCCAUUGUGCGCUGUUAACACUCAUUCACUGUGGAAUUAUUUAUUAUCGGGAAGCGUCGCACAAGGUUGUGGUGUUUAGUCGCUCUCUCUAAUAUUUUUCACACUGCAUUUCCUUCAACUUUUCCCCAGGUCUAAAUGGCAGUGCUCUUAAGGGCUUCUCCCACUGAAAGUGUUCUGAGUGCCGAAGACUUGUUGCAAAGUGCCUCAUCCAGUGACAAAAGACAAUUAAAAUAGAAUUAAGGCUAAUUGACUAAUUGGGAAUGAAUGGUAUAAAGGUGCAUCUCAAUAAAUGGUACAAAUGUUCUACUUGAGAACAUCCGCGAGUAGUUGUCACCUCACCUCAAAUGGUUUAUAAUUGCUUACAGAUGCCACAAGAUGGCAGCAAAGCACUACUUUCUAUUAGAAAUUGCUCUGUCCUAUGUAAAUGACGCGCCUCCCCUCACUUCAACAUAAAGUGGUAGCUUGCAAUACGGGCACUCGUAUCCCAAAUUUUUGCUUGUAUCUCAAGACAAACAAUCUGUUUGUAUCUUGAAAAACUCAUAAGUCAAGGCACUCGUAUUCGUAGACGCUUGGGCCUGAGCACAAAAACAACAAAUAGCAUAGAUGGAUGAACAAGAUUUGUAGUAAAUGAAUAUUAAUUUUCAGACCGAGCAAGUGAAAUUGAAUAAUUUCCCAGCACAAUAGUUGGGAAUAACUCAUUUAGUCUAUGUAAUGAGUUUGACUUUUUAAAUUGAACUCCUGAAAUAAAUUAUGUACUCCACCAUAUUUUGUUUUUAGAGCGGCACAGGUAUGUUUGAUAUGAAUGUGCAAAAGAACUUCUUGUGUAUUGGAUGUAAAUAUUAUUUUGAAUCAUUGACAUAUUUUGUCAACCAUGUAACUCGUUUGCUUUAUUUUUCUGUUGCCCGCAUUAAUUAAGUCUAGUAAGUAAUAAUCCAUCCAAAUUGUAAUAUUUAUUUUUUCAAUAGCCAUAGCAUUAGUCUAUUAUUAUUGCUAUUAAAUGUACAAUGUUCAAUAUUAUUAUUAGGGCCCUCUUGAAAUUGCUGUUAUUAUUCUUACAGCAAAUGAAUUGCCUUUUAAGGGCCUUAACAUGCCCAAACUCAAUUUUUUUUUUGCCGGUGUGUGUUUAAUUUAUGUAUUUUUGGGAUCCCAUAAACAACCUCUCAAAACUCAAUCCUGUAGCGCCCCCUGGAAAGUUAGGGGAUAUAAAUAGCCCCUUACAACGAUUUCACCAAUUAACAACAAAUUUGGUGGGCAUGUCUAUCAUAAAAGCACGCACGAAAAAGUCUCUACCAACCAUGCCAGAAAUUAAUCAGGUAGUUCACCAUUUUGGGUUUACUUUAAAGUUUCAUUUUGAUUCCUAAAGGAUGUCGAUCCUGAAAUGUAACAUGCAAUAGAUGUUUCAAGUAAUGUAAAUUAUUCGCUUCCAGCAAAAAAACAUUUUCCCAAUACAGCUUGACAUAAAAAAAAAAUUGUCUACACUUUUUUUUUUUUUGCUCUGUAAAUUCCGAGUUAAAUAACAGACUGUUGUACAGUGAUUGCUGUAAGAUUUAUUUUUUGCCUAUCUCUGCAGACGGGAUUCCGGAAUCUUCCCAGGUAGUCAUCUUCCAUGCAGGUUGUGCAGUAACUUUCUAUCCGGCUUUUUGGGCGAAGUUUACUACGGAUCCUAAUCCAAUGUGAAACAGUGCCUCUCUUGCUCUUUUAACAUCUUGUAAACGGCAUGUCUUAAAAAAAAGCCUGCAAGCAUUCAAAACUUUGCAUUUUGCCUUUGUCAAUAACAGUUCAGUUCCAGAAAGGCGGGGGAGGGAUGCUGAUCGUGAAUGUUUGCAUACAUGGUACAAUAAUAAUAAUAAUCAUCAUAUUGGUCUUAUCUGUCAAGGCUGUUGAAUGAAACUUGCGUUUGGAUGUGCUCCAUUUAAACAUUUGUAAAAUAUUGUAGCAAUGGCAAUUAAAUAAACAUAUGCUGUGUGA